Dictyostelium discoideum AX4 is the source of this 6315-nucleotide messenger RNA. RefSeq names its product gelsolin-related protein (gene gnrC). Gene Ontology annotation, molecular function: actin filament binding; protein serine/threonine kinase activity. Lineage: Eukaryota; Evosea; Eumycetozoa; Dictyosteliales; Dictyosteliaceae. The record is from RefSeq and is a predicted model, not a curated record. The transcript has 2 exons. Bases 1 to 6315 code for a protein of 2104 amino acids.
AUGGAAUCAAUAUCAGAAUCAAAAACAACACCAACUACACCAACAAGUAAACAUGGUCAAUCAUCACCAUGGAAAAAAAAGAAAAAAUUAUUAAAACCAAGUUAUUCUUCACCAUCAUCACCAAAACUAUCAAUAUCACCAAAAUUAUCAUCAUCAAAUUCAAAUAUAACACCACCAUAUUAUAAUACACCACCACAAUCACCUGGUUCAAAAUUAAAAUCAUUUUUUUCAAAAUUAAAUUCACCAAAUAAACAUCAUAAUAAAAAUUUUAAUAAUCACAACAAUAAUAACAAUAAUAAUACAACAUCAUCCUCCCCAACAGAAGGAUCAAUUACACCAUCAUCAAAUUCAUCAUCAACAAAUCAUUCACCAGUUAUAAGUAGUCCAUUUGGAUUCGCUCAUAUAACACAUGUAAAUUUCGAUUCAUCAAACCAAGAAUUAACUGGAUUACCAAGAGAUUGGGGUAAAACAUUAAAAAGAUCUGUAAAUAAAUUAGUAACAGUAAGAAGAGAUAGUACUGCACAAAGAACAUCAUCAAUUGGUAGUGGACUUGGUGAUAGCAAUAAUAGUAGUAAUAGUAGUAAUAAUAAUAAUAGUAUAGCAAAACAAAAAUCAACAUCAUCAUCAGCAUUAUUACAAAAACCACAAUAUGAAAAUAAUAUACAAAUUAGAGAACAAGGACUACUACUACAACUACCACCACCACCGCCACCACCACCAAUUAAAUCAUUUGAACAUGAAAUUGCAAAUAAAUUAAGAUUAUCAACACCUGAUGAUUUAGCAUUAUCACUUGAGAAAUCAACUAGUAAUAAUAAAUUAUCAAAGUCUUCAAAUAUUAGACCAAAAUCAUCAACUACAACAACAACCACAACAACCACCAACACAACCAAUAAUAAUAGUGGUAAUACAACAACGACAACAACGCCACCAACAACACCAAGUAAAAAAUCAACAACUAGAAAAUCAUCACCAACUAAAUUAACAACACCAACACCAACACAAUUACAAACAUCUACAUCUACAUCGACAAUAAUAAAUUUAGAGAAUAAUAAUAAUAAUGAAGAAUUAGAAAGAAGUACAUCAAUUUUAAGUAGUUUAGUAUCACUUUCAAAAUUAGAUUCAUCAAAUAGUAGUAAGAGUAUGGAUAAUUUAGUGAUUGGAUCACCAACAUUAAUUAGAAGGGAUAUUCAUAUAACGUGGAAUCAUGUAUCUGGUCAAUUUGAAGGUGUACCAGAUGAAUGGCAAUCAAUGUUACAACCAAUAACAUCAGAAAAACAAAGAAAAAAGAGAAUGGAUUUAAGAAAGAGAUUAAUUCGUGAAGAAUCUUUAAAAUGUGAUAAAGAGGAGAAAUCAAGACAACAAAUCCGUGAUCGUAGAGAAAGAUCAAGGUUAUUAAGAAUUGAAAGAAGAAGAUCUGUUUAUUUAUCAAGAACAAAUUCAAAUAGUUUAACAUCACCAUCACCAACUGCAAUAGCAACAUCAUCACCUCAACCUUUACCACCACCAUUUAAAUCUUAUUCAUUACAAAAUUUUAGAUUAUGGCAAAUUUCAGGUACAGAAUUAUUUAAAACUAAAAGAGUUGAAGCAUGUUUUGAUUCAUUAUGUUGUAAUGAUGUUUUCGUUUUAGAUUGUGGUAAAGUUAUUUAUGUUUGGAUCGGUCAAGGUUCAUCAUUACAAAAGCAAGUUAAAGGUGCUUCAGUUGCAAAUAAAAUUAAAUAUGAAAAUGACUAUAUCAAUGAACCAAUUAUAAUUGAAUUUUUAAUUGAUAAUGAAAAAUCACCUGAACAUACUGAAUUUUUUAGAAAUUUAACAACAACAACAACAAACUCACCAUCAUCAACAACAACAACAUCAACCACAUCAAAUCAACAACAACCAAUUACAAUUAAUAAUGUUUUUACAAAUAACUUAAUAAUUAAUGAAAAAGUUUUAAAGAUUGGACAAUCAGAUGAUCAAAUACUUCAAGAAGAAGAUUCAGAAGUUACAUGGUUAUAUAGAGUUAAUGAUAAUGGUAAAAUUAAUAUGAUUGAUGAGAAACCAUUGGUACCAACACUAUUGAAUAGUAAUACUUGUUUUAUUUUAGAUUGUGAAACUGAUAUUUACGUUUGGCAUGGUAAAUAUUCUCAUCCAUUGAAACAAAAAGUUGCAGUAAUAUUUGCAAAAGAAUUUUUAAAUAUCUUCUCACAAAGACCAACUUGGGCAUCAUUACAUAUAGUUCAUCAAGGUGAAGAACAGUGGUUCUUUAAAGAGCAUUUCUUAUAUUGGUUAGAAGAUGAAUGUUUAAUUGAUAAUUCUAAAAGAAAUACCCUAACUUUUAGAUUAGGUACUUCUUCAAAUGGUAUCACUGGUAAUGGUAAUGGUGUCAAUAUAAUUAAUAAAGGUAUAGGCAGUCAUAUCAAUUUACCAACACCUAUUCCAAUUGAUUCAAAUUUCAUGGUAUCUGAUUUAUUCUCAAUACCUGAUCCAUAUAAUACAAAACCAAUUUCAUUAUCACCAUCACCAUCAACUUCAUCAAUUUUAAAUAAUAAUAGUAAUAAUUUUAGUGUAAAUAGUAAUAGUAGUAGUAGAAGUAGUAUUAUGUUAUUAAAUAAUAGUAAUAAUGAUAAAAAACAACAUAUUUCAUUAGAUAUUUGGAAAGGUGAAGGUGAUCAAUGGAAGAAACUAACAAAAGAUUUAUAUGGUCAUUUUGAAACAUCAAAAUGUUAUGUUUGUCAUCAUGUUUAUAAAAUUAAUGGUAAAUUUCAAUCAAGAGCUUACUUUUGGCAAGGAUGUGAAGCAUCCAUUAGAUGGUGGAUCGUAUUUCAAUUUGGUCUUUAUAAAGAAUUGGGUGAACAUAUGCAAAUGUUAGAUUCCUCACCACCACCAACUGAAUGUUUAACUCAAAAUAAAGAAUCUCAUGAAUUUUUAAAAUUAUUUAAUAAUAUUUUCAUUCAUUAUACAACAAGAUCAGAAUCACAUGAAACCAAUAAUGGCAGUGGUAAUAGUAUGGCACCAUCAUCAUCAUCAUUAUCAAUUUCUUCAAUGUCUUCAAUGGGUUCUGGUGUUUCAUCAACUUCUUCAACGACACAACAACUUCAACAACAACAACAACAACAAAAUAAACAACAUCAUAUUAGUAUGUGUGGAUUAGGUAGUAAUACAAAACAAACACUUUAUCAAAUUACUUUAAUUGCAAAUACAUUUACAAGAUCUGUACAAUUUCAAGAGUUUGAUGCAUCAUGUUUAAAUAGUAGAGAUAUGUUUAUAUUUCAUUCGUUUGCUGCAAAAACUAUAUUCGUUUGGCAUGGUAAAGGAUGUAGUAAAGAGUUGAAAUUAAUUAGUCAAAAUAUUGCAAAUUCAAUAUUGACUUAUUAUCAAAAUACUGGUGAAAUUUCAAAGAAUGAAAUGGAUUUAGUAAUUGAUUGUCAAGAAGGUCAAGAACCACCAAUAUUUUGGAAACUUUUCUUAUCCCUAACAAAUAGUGCUGCUCAAAAUGUUACAACAAUGCCAUUAGAACAAAAAAGAAAUUUCUAUGCUUAUGACCCAUAUUAUGAUCAACAACAACAACAACAACUCUCAACAAUCAAUAGUGUUGGUAUUAGUGGUGGUGGUAGUAGUAAUAAUAAUAAUUUAAUAAUUGAAAAUAAUAGAAUACCACCAAAAUUUUAUCACAUUUUUUAUAAUAUUAAAGUUCGUACUUAUGUUGUUACAAAGAUUAGUCCAUUUUGUCAAGGUGAUCUUUGUGAAGAGGAUUCAUUCAUUUUGGAUUGUUUUUAUAAGAUAUUUGUUUGGUUUGGUCCAGAUUGUUCAAAUAGAAAGAGGGAGACCACUAAACAAUUGGCAAAACAAUAUAUUGAAGAAUCAACCAUUGGUCAUUCAAUUGAUUCUACUAAAUUGGUAUUAAUUGAAUCUGGUGAAGAGGAUGCAGAAUUUAGAUCAUAUUUUCAAGGUUGGUCCUAUAAUUUCAUUUUAACCAAUUGGAAAAAUAAUUCUCAAUCUUUAAUUGGCGCAGGUGCUGAUCAUAGAUUACUAAAUUCAAUAGUUUCCUAUAGUUCAAUGUCAUCUCAAGUUGAUAAUAUUGGCGGUGUUGAAUCUGGUGAUGAAGGUGGUGGCUAUGGGUAUGGUUAUGGUGGUUAUGCUGAUUCUAAUAGCACAACAACAACAAGUUGUAAUACUACAAACAAUUCAACUUGUGGUACACCAUUAUCAAGUUCACCAAUGUCUUGUUCACCUGGUUUUGGUUCAUUUAAUUUAGCUUCAACAAUUAUUAAUACAUCAAAUGAUGCUAAUACUUUAUCACAACCUUUAGAAUCUUGGGAAUUAGAAUUAGAAUCAACCAUUAAUUCAAUUAAAAAGAAACCAAUCUUCUCUCCAAAACAACCUUCAUCAUCAUCAUCAUCAUCAUCCUCUUCUUCUAAUCCAUCAAAUCAACAUAAAAUUAAAAAAUAUGAUACAAUUAAACAAAUGUUAGAUGAAUUCGAACAUACUCCAAAUAAUAAAAAUAAUAAUAAUAAUAAUAAUAAUAAUAAUAAUAAUAAUAAUAAUAAUAAUAAUGUUAAUAGUAGUAACUAUGCUACCAAUUUACCAUCAAUUACUGAAACUUCACCACCACCAACAUUAUCAAUUUCUUUACCAUCACAGUCUGAUAAUCAAACAAUUUCAGAAUUACCAUCAAUUUGUGAUCCAUUAGUAAAUGAAGAAUCAGAGAAUAGUACUGGUAGUAGUAGUGGUAGUAUUACAACAACCACCACAACAACUACAACAACUACAAAUUUAAAACUACCACCACAAUCACCCCCACAACUAAUUGUUAAUAAGAGAACAUCACAACAUCAACAUUUACAAGCACCUCCAAGUCCAAAUCUUUCACCAGUUUUAAAGAAUAGAUUAAUUGAACUUGCUCAUGUAAAUAAUGCUAAACAUAGAAAAAGGGGAGCUAGUGAAACAAAGAAAUCAAGUCCACUCUUAAAAAGUAUUUCAAAGGAUAGACCAUCAGCAAUCGUUAUCAAUAAUGUCACAAGAAAUCAUGGUGGUUCUAUAGAUGCUAAAUCAAUGCAAGAUUUAAAAUUAAAUAAAGUUGAUAUGGAAUUAGAUUUAGAAGUUAUUAAACUUGAAAAUGAAUUAUCUGUAAUUGUUGAAAAUAUUCAAGAUCAUUCUCAAACUACUAAUAUUAAAACUGAUAAUAUUAUUAAUAAUAAUAAUAAUUACAAUAACAACAAAUUAGAUACAAAUACUUCAACUACAACUACAACGACAACCGCUUUAGAAAAAAUUGAGAGUAAUACAAACAACAAUGAAAAGAUUGAUGCUUCAUCUGCUGUAGUUGCCAAUACUGCUUGUAAUAAACCAAUUGAACAACAAGAAAUUAUUGAAGCACCUAUUCAAAGAAAAAUUUCAAUACCAAAUUUACCAAUAGGUGCCAAUAUAACACCAACACCAGUUCUAGUUCAUACUUUAUCAUCACAAUCAAUUGCACCUCAAUCACCAUCGACAAUUAAAAAAGUGGCAUUAAAAGUUUCAGUUCCCGUAAAACCAAUUGAAAUUCAAAAUAUUGCUCUUACUACCUCAAAUGCUACAAUCUCUCAAUCACCAAGACAAUCAACUGUAAAUAAUAAUAAUAAUAAUAAUAAUAAUAAUAAUAAUAAUAAUAAUAAUAAUAAUAAUAAUAAUAAUAAUAAUAAUAAUAAUACUAUAAUUACACCAAGAACAUCAUUCCAACAACAACAACAAAAUGCUUCAUUAGCAAAUUCAACUACAACAGCACCAAGUGUACAGAAAUUUAAAAUUAAUACAUCAACAAUUCCAACAAAUAAUGGAUUAGUUUCACCAAGACCUCCAUUACCAACAACAUCUUCUUCUUCAUCAUCAUCAUCAUCAUCAAGUAGUGCAACCAUAAAUAAUGGGCUAGUUUCACCAAGACCUCCAUUACCAACAUCAUCAUCAAAUAGUUCUACUACAAACAAUGGAUUAACUUCACCAAGAAUUAUUACAACACCAAGAAUUAAUGGAAGUAAUCCAAAUGUACCAAAAAAUAUAUCACCUUCUAAAUCAAAUAAUGCCACUACAUCCUCAUCAACAACAACAACCACCUCAUCACCACCACCAUUACAAAGAACAAACUCUGUAAAAGAUAGAAUUAAUCAAGUUGAAAGUAUUGUAAAAAGUAUAUCAGAAUCUACUAAUAAAUUACCACCAAAACCAAUUCAAAGAUCAGAUUCUCAAAUAUCAUUCAAAUCAACAAUAAACACAUCCUCAAAUCCAAUUCCAAAACCAACAUUCGUACCUGAACCAAUUACUCCAAAAUGCGCGCCAUCUCCAAAGGCUUUUAUAAGAUAA